UUAACCAUCUUCCUCCUUCAAUUCCCUGCACACAUAUUCAAUUCCAUAUAACAUUCGACCUUCUAUCUUUGUUCUUAUCGUGUUCACUACCAUUUUCUCCUAAUUUUAUUCAUUCACAAUCAAAAUGGUAAGCGAGUCCACUUCUUUAUCUUCUUUUUUUGAUACUUCUGCCGAGCAAUUUGGUGGAACCAAAUUCUUGUCGGCAGGAGUUGCGUCUCCAGACGACAUCUUUAGUAUUCUCGAGGCGUUAGAAGGUGUGUCAGAUGAGUUCCCGUCUUUGAUAGAUGAGACGUCUGGUGGUGUGAAGGAUGGUGGUUUGGUGUCCCAGAAAUCAACUUCUUCAAGUGGCAUGGAGACUAUCUCACCGAAAACUAAGAGACAAAAGGUGUCGCCACGAGGAGAAGAAGGCGGUGAAAACUCGGAUGGACCUUUGAAGAUGAAUCAUGUCACUGUCGAGAGAAACCGGAGAAAACAAAUGAACGAACACUUAACCGUUCUUCGGUCACUCAUGCCUUGUUUUUAUGUUAAAAGGGGUGAUCAAGCAUCAAUCAUUGGAGGAGUGAUUGAUUACAUUACUGAAUUACAACAAGUGUUACAAUCUCUAGAAGCAAAAAAGCAAAGAAAAAUCUACACUGAUGUUUUAAGCCCUAGGUUCAUUUCAAGCCCUAGAACCAUACCUCUAAGCCCUAGAAAACCACCUUUGAGCCCGAGACCGACCUUACCGAUAAGCCCAAGAACCCCUCAGUCAGCAAGCCCAUACCGGCACAAGUUACCAUCAUUCAUGGCUAGUACUAUCCCACCAGCCUCACCUUGUAACUCUUCAUCAAAUUCCGACACCAUCAACGAGCUUGUUGCAAAUUCAAAGUCAUCCUUUGCUGAUGUUGAGGUUAAGUUUUCGGGCCCUAACCUUGUUUUAAAGACUCUAUCACCGCGGUUACCAGGCCAAGCGACCAAGAUCAUUUCGGUUCUUGAAGAUUUGUCUCUUGAAAUUCUUCAGGCUACAAUCAACAUUGUUGAUGAAAAAAUGGUUAAUGCAUUUACCAUAAAGAUUGGAAUCGAAUGCAAGUUAAGUGCCGAGGACCUUGCGCAACACAUUCAGCUCACUUUUUGCUAGUACGUACGUUUGUUGGUUCAAAUUAUCACCACCGGCCUCCUUUCAUUAGACGAUGGUUUUGUUGCUUUAAGACCAUAUCCGAUACAUCGUAUCUUAUGCAUUGGGCAUGAUGUUAUAGAGCACGGUACAAUCAUCUAAGGAAGCAAGGAUGGCAAAGGAGGAUUACAUAAUUAUCGCCCUAACUACAUAUAUCUAUUUCAAUCUAUUUAUAACAAUAAAAGAUUGGAGUAAGAUUUUCUAUCAUUUAUCAACGUAACUGCAUGUAAUAGAUAAGUUGUGAAUUGUAUUUCUCCUUUAAUCAGUUAGUUUAACAUCUUUAUU
Molecule: messenger RNA, 1435 nt
Organism: Erigeron canadensis
Lineage: Eukaryota; Viridiplantae; Streptophyta; Magnoliopsida; Asterales; Asteraceae
Product: transcription factor SPEECHLESS
Exons: 3
Coding region: 125-1114 (329 amino acids)
Biological process (GO): stomatal complex development; positive regulation of DNA-templated transcription; guard cell differentiation
Cellular component (GO): nucleus
Molecular function (GO): protein dimerization activity; DNA-binding transcription factor activity
Source: RefSeq, a predicted model, not a curated record